UAAAAACGAUCAGUUCUCCAGGGAACCUUUAAGAUGAAGCCAAGUUCUUGUCUAGGGUAUAAUGCAUCACAAGGAUUUGAGACACUUGAAAUCUAUCUAUCUGUCCGUUUAGCAAAAUUAAAGAAGAAUGGUAAGUGGUUGCAGACAGUGUAUUUUAGUUAUAUUUACAUAAACAAAUUUAGUUUAAAAUUAGUCAACUAAGUUUAGCCUAUUUAAGUGUAGCUAAAAUAAAUUGGUUGCAACCGCGUAAGGUAAACUGAAAAAAUAUACACUAAAAGAGAUGACCAACUUUAAACUACAUUUAUUUAAAUGUAGCUAAAAGAAUUUGUUUGCAACCGCUUACCUUAAAAAAAGCCUUUUCUGUCAGUGCAUCUGUCUGUUCUUCUGUCCGUCGUCUCUCUAUCUGUCGUUUCCAUUGUUCGGCUGUUUGACAGGAAUAUUUACGAAACCUACAUAACUUGGUUGGCACUCUUUCAAAUUCCAUUUAGGAAAUAAGCACACAGCUGAGGUUUACUGAGCGUCUGUCUAUCUGUGCACGUCUGGAAUCCAGAAAUUUUGUUCUGAAGAUCAAAUAGCAGGGUAGUCAGCCAUUCUGUACAUAUGCAUCACAUCUCUUCUACUCGCACACAUUUUUCGAGCAGUUCUGGGUUGGUGAUGGAUCCCGUUAGGCUUUUUUGUGGUGGAGACCCACAGCUGUUUUAUCAGUUUGUGAGCAUAGCGUUUGCAUUUCUGUUUUAUUGUUUAGGCAGGCAAGGACACCUCUCGGUAAUCAACAGGCAUGUCCAUUUGACACUGGGAGGAUUCAUCCUCGCUGUUGUUACGAUGGGUCCAUACAGUUUAUUGCUGUUCUUCAGUGCCGUGCUUCUCCUGCUGCUGAUCUGCUUUAUACACCCAGUUCACAUCCAUUAUUGGAUGUUAGGACUGCAGAUGUGUUGGCAAACCUGCUGGCACUUGUACAUCCAGUACCAGUUAUACUGGCUUCAAGAGACACCAGACCUCAGGCUCUUACUGGCCACAUCUGCUCUCAUGUUGAUGACCCAGAGGGUUUCGUCUUUAUCGCUUGAUCUGCAGGAGGGAACAGUUACUAGUCCCUUUCAAAGCGGCAGUCGGGAUCUGUUUGUCCUUAUACCAUUUCUAAGCUACUCUCUUAAUUUCCCUGCACUCCUCGGAGGACCACAUAGCAGUUUCAACACUUUUGUGGAGUCUGUUAAGCAAAUGAGCGUCACUUCACCGUUGUCUUUGUAUUUAGGGAGGCUGGCAUCAAAGAUGUUGCAAGUUGUUGUUUUGGUGUGGAUAAAAUAUCUUCUCAAGGAGCUCUUAAAAUUAAACGUAUUUAUAGUAAACAGCCCUUGCAUUUGUCAAAACAUAAUAUGGAUCUGGAUCCUGUCGCUGCAACUUAAGAUGAACUAUUAUGCGCACUGGAAAGUCAGUGAGUGUGUUAACAAUGCUGCAGGCAUAGGUUUCCAUGGGUACAGUCACAGUGGAAAAUCAUCGUGGGAUGGGUUUUCUGAUGGCAGCCCAUGGGUGACUGAAGCAUCAAGCCGUCCUUCGGUGUUUGCACGACAGUGGAACAGAACAACAGCAGCGUGGCUUCGAAGAAUGGUCUUCAAAAGGUCCAACAGAUCUCCACUGUUUAUGACCUUUGGGUUCUCGGCGUGGUGGCACGGUCUUCAUCCAGGUCAGAUUCUAGGCUUUUUCAUCUGGGCUGUCACUGUGCAGGGAGACUAUAAAAUGCACCACUUCUUGCUUCCAAAGCUUACCUCCAAAUGGAGGAAAUGGCUCUAUGUGUGUCUGAACUGGGCUUAUACUCAACUGACCAUUUCAUGUGUUGUUGUCUGUGUGGAGCUUCAGAGUUUAGAGUCAGUAAAACUGCUCUGGUCUUCAUAUAUCGCCGUGUUUCCACUACUGAGUGUUCUGAUGAUUACAAUCCUGUGAGAAAUGACCAGAACCAGUCUAAAUCAUAUAAAUAUGAUAAUUCAUAAAGUAUAUCAUCAAAUACAGUAAACAUGGGCCAGCGAGCACAUUUGAGCAUUUAUUUAGCAAGGUAAGUAGAACUAGCUUUUACUGUGUUUAAAAUGCCCCAAUUAUGGUACUUGAAAGGUUCAAAUUUUGGACGACGGCGUGGCAUGCAUGCAAGGUUAAAAACACUUUCAAUUUCUUAUAAUAUUAUUAUUUCGUAUAAUAUUUUACAUUUUUAUUCAAGGGUCUCCAAACAAUACAUUUUUCCAAUCCCCCCCUUUGCGUGAUGACAAUCUGCAGUGAUUGGUUGAUCUCAUUUAAAGCAAUGUUUGUGAGCUUUUAACGCUCCAAAAGUGGCACCUUUUGGUAAAGAAUGAAUUUCCAUUCAGACCAACAUGAAAAUCGAGUUGUCCCAGGUCUAUACGCACAACAAGUGGACGGCCAAUAUGUUAAUGUUUCAACAUGAAAUGGCUUGGGAGACUUCUAGUAAAAAAGAACUCAUUUCAAUGAAUCAACCCUUUCUUUUGAGAGACAAUACCUUUAUACACUGUGCACUUUCAGAUUUUACACAGUUCAUGAAAUGUAACUAUCCAUAAUAGGGGCACUUUAAAGUACUCUUUAUUAGAGGUUAUGAAUGGUUCAUAUUUUGGUCUUGGGAGUCCCUAACAAUAGGUUGAAAUGCAUGCAAGGUCAAAAAACACUUAUAUUUUCUAUACAGAUCAGUGAUCUCCUAUGCUUUCCCUGCAUAAUUUUAUGUUUAUACAAACCUGUUCAUCAUUUAAAGUUUUUGUUUCCUUAAAUAUACCUUUUAUUAAACAGCUUGCUUUGUAUGGAUUACUUAUAAUGUCUUUAUUAACCUUUUGAUGGGUAAAAUGUUUGGUUGCAUGGAUGGACAA
Molecule: messenger RNA, 2855 nt
Organism: Puntigrus tetrazona (Sumatra barb)
Lineage: Eukaryota; Metazoa; Chordata; Actinopteri; Cypriniformes; Cyprinidae
Gene: mboat4
Product: membrane bound O-acyltransferase domain containing 4
Exons: 3
Coding region: 601-1935 (444 amino acids)
Biological process (GO): peptidyl-serine octanoylation; lipid modification
Cellular component (GO): endoplasmic reticulum membrane
Molecular function (GO): serine O-acyltransferase activity
Source: RefSeq, a predicted model, not a curated record